UACAUAAAAUGGCCUUUGUCAUGAUGCGACUCCGGGGGAAUUGUCAACAGAAUUAUCUUUGGAAAAUCUAACAAACAUGUCUCUCGCGUCGCUGCCAAGUUCAGAGCCUGAUGUUGCCGUAUCAGAGUGCCGUGCACUCUAUGAGCAAAUAUGGAACACGCCAUCAUUGACGCUGGAAUUGGCGAGGUCACCACUGAUGCAGCCUGCGUCACCGUCGAUGACUCUCGAGGAGCGGACGGCGCUCACAUACAAGAGAGCACAGGCCUUAGCACGCGCUCACAACCUGUCAUUGAAGGAUGUAGUUGAAAUGACACCAGCUUUCUGGAAACUUCACAUGGACAUGCUCACCGCUAUGGACGGCGGUGCAAUCAACCUGGUCAGCGUCCAGUAUAAUCUUUUCGUCGGCACAGUGGCUCCUUUUGCUGCCACGCAUCCAGAAUUGCCGGCCAUUAUAGAGAAGGCGUUGAGGGUCGAUAUCUCAUCACAAUUCAUGCUCACUGAGCUCGGACACGGCUUGGAUGCUCGCAAUCUUGAAACAACGGCGACACUUUUGCCCAAUGGCGGCUUUGAAUUGCACACACCGAACCCAAAUGCCGCUAAAUGCAUGCCACCUAAUACUCCACGAAAUGGCCUCCCGACCAUUGCAGUGGUAGUUGCCCGUCUCAUAGUUAAUGGAGAGGACCGCGGAGUCCGCCCAUUCCUUGUUCCCAUGUCCGAUGGUGCCAAGAUGUGCACAGGAAUCACCUCAAAAGUCUUCCCACUGCGCCCGGGCGCGAACCCAAUCGACCACGCCCUGACCUACUUCAACCACGUCCAACUCCCACCCUCCGCCUUACUCGGUAGCCUGGAAAAGCCCCGCAACGAGCGCGACAACUUCCUAAGCACAAUCCACCGCAUGGGCGCCGGAACCCUCUUCCUAGCAGGCGCUUGCAUUCCCCUUAUCAAGAUGGCUGUAUACAACGCCAGCAAAUUCAGUUACCGACGCCACAUCCUCGGACCUGACGGACAGCCUAUGCCCGUGAUUAAUUUCCGGACGCAGCAGCUUCCUAUCUUGCACGCUAUCGCGCGCGCGCAUGUUCUGCAGGCGUUUUUGAUUUACGCAGGAAGGCAAUAUUGCGUUGAGGCUGAUUCGCGUGUCCGCCAUAUCUUUGCAACGACGUUCAAGGCGGUUACGAUUCAUCACUUCAAGGACAGUCUCAGAUUUAUCAAUGAGGGCUGUGGCUGGCAGGGCUAUUAUGAUCGCAAUCAAAUCCUUGCCGCUAGUCUGGAGUUCAACGCAGUAGCAACUGCAGAGGGCGACGUUCGAGUCCUAGCUAUCCGUCUCGCCAGCGAACUCCUAAUCGGCCGCUACGAAGUCCCAUCACCAAAGAACCCUAACAGCCCUGUCGCCCGCCACGAAGCAGGUCUCUUCGCCGAAGCACGGAAAACAAUGAAACGCUUCAACAACAAACACCGCAGCGAAGCCUUCAACCGGGCCAUUCUCCCCCUAUGCUUCCCCCUCGUCCUCGCAAUCGGUUACCGUAUGGCCCUCGAGGCCGCUGAAGACAUCGGCAUCGAGCCCCAGCUCCGCGCCCUCUACGAAGCUGGAGUCCUCAAGGAAGACGCUGGUUGGUUCGCGGAGAAGGGCGGCAUUAGCCGUGAAGUGCAGCGCGAUAUGGAGGAACAGGCUGCUGAUGCUGUUCUCCCAGAAUUGCCGCGGUUGGUCGAGGAAACUGGCGUCGAGCCGUAUUGCUAUGCGCCUAUGACCUCGCAGGCUUUGUGGGAUGGGUAUCUUGGGGAGAUGGAGACGUUUUCAGGGGAUGCGGUGUGGAAGUUUGAAGAGGCGAAGGCGAAGCUUUAA
Molecule: messenger RNA, 1840 nt
Organism: Penicillium subrubescens
Lineage: Eukaryota; Fungi; Ascomycota; Eurotiomycetes; Eurotiales; Aspergillaceae
Product: putative acyl-CoA oxidase
Exons: 7
Coding region: 77-1840 (587 amino acids)
Biological process (GO): fatty acid beta-oxidation using acyl-CoA oxidase; lipid homeostasis
Cellular component (GO): peroxisome
Molecular function (GO): acyl-CoA oxidase activity; FAD binding; fatty acid binding
Source: RefSeq, a predicted model, not a curated record